AAGUAGCCCGGAAAAGUCAAGCAGGCUUCGACUUUUUAUUCCAAAAUUUUCCAUUAUUGAAAUUCUACAAAAUUUUAAGCAGAAAAUAAAAUAAAAAUAAAAGAUUUGCAAAAUUCAGCAAUGUCGCAGGCAAAUGGGACCUUUUUGAUGGGAACGACGACGCCGGAACCACCGCUUACGCUGAAAAUGUGGGGCCUGCUCUUCAUAUUCGGCAUCAUCGUCCUGAUCACGCUCCUGUGCAUAGUGUUUAUGAUGCUCCUAGUCCUGUUCGGCUGCAUGAAAUCCUUCCUGUGCAUUCGUUGUCGCCGAUGUCGCGGCGACAAGGAGGAAACAUAGCACAGUGUAGUUAUUUUAUUCAUAUUUUGUGUCGGCAAAUAUACCAAAGUUGUUUCGA
This is a messenger RNA of Drosophila kikkawai, 394 nucleotides long. RefSeq lists its product as uncharacterized. The record is from RefSeq and is a predicted model, not a curated record. Lineage: Eukaryota; Metazoa; Arthropoda; Insecta; Diptera; Drosophilidae.